This is a messenger RNA of Lodderomyces parapsilosis, 765 nucleotides long. RefSeq lists its product as uncharacterized. Bases 1 to 765 code for a protein of 254 amino acids. Lineage: Eukaryota; Fungi; Ascomycota; Pichiomycetes; Serinales; Debaryomycetaceae. The record is from RefSeq and is a predicted model, not a curated record. Gene Ontology annotation, molecular function: nucleic acid binding. The transcript has a single exon.
AUGUCUACGCAUAAUUUAAAUGAAGCGGUGGAUAAUUUCACCACAUCUUUGAUUUCGGAUAUCCAAUCCAAAUCGUCAAUUGUUGAAAUACAAGAUGUAAAAAUCACCAAAAAUGACACUAUGAAAACAAAAAUUGAUAAACUUUUAAUUAUACUACAACAGCCCAAUCAUCCACCAGUACUAUGUCACGGUAUCACUCGUGAUGUCCAAAAACUAAUUUCGAUAAUUGAGAUUGUGAAACAAAAACACCAGGACCAAUUGGCUAACGGAUCUAGAUCGAAAUUGCAUCAGUAUAAUUGCUUACUACGAGUACGAACUAAAGAAAAUCCAUACAAAAAACAGUCCAAGUCUAGUAGUAGUAAAGAAUCAGAAGCCGAAGUUGAAGUUGUUGAUUUCACCAAGGCUUUGAAAGUUGCUGGCGCCAGGCAAGAGGAUAGGUAUGGUCGUCCAAGCUAUUCAGAUGUCGUUUCAGAUAAAGAUGGCAAUGAAACUGUUGUUCAUGAAGCUAAUCUGUAUUCCAACUACCGUGAUACACCUGCAGGACAAGGAGCUAUUCGUAUACCGAUAUUACCUACCCAAAGGGAAAUAGAAGAAAACAAGAAGAAGAAAGUGGAGAAAAAGAAGACGAAAGUUGAAAAGGAGGCAGACGAAGCUAGAAUGGAGAUUAUAGGUGAUAAAGUAUAUGAUGUUCCUGUGAUGUAUGUUUUGCUAAGUACUAUUGAUCUAUCAUCAUAUUUAGAUAGUGAUUGGACAGUGCAAUGUUGA